Molecule: messenger RNA, 1272 nt
Organism: Penicillium cataractarum
Lineage: Eukaryota; Fungi; Ascomycota; Eurotiomycetes; Eurotiales; Aspergillaceae
Product: saccharopine dehydrogenase family protein
Exons: 5
Coding region: 1-1272 (423 amino acids)
Biological process (GO): glycolipid biosynthetic process
Cellular component (GO): plasma membrane; mitochondrion; lipid droplet
Source: RefSeq, a predicted model, not a curated record
AUGGCUUCCACCCGGCAGUAUGACUUGGUUCUUCUAGGCCCCACUGGCUAUACUGGCCGCUUCUGCUCAGAGCACAUUGUCAAGAACCUUCCCACGGAUCUGAAAUGGGCCAUUGCAGGUCGUUCGCCGCAAAAGAUCGAGCCUAUCGCCGAGGAGCUCAAGAAGCUCAACUCGGAUCGGAUUCAGCCUGAUGUCCUUGCUGUCCAGCUCAACUCGACCGAGUUGAACGAGCUUGCGCAGAAGACUAGACUCAUCAUCAAUUGCAUUGGCCCCUACCACCUGUACUCGACUCCAGUAGUUGAGGCUUGUGCUGCGCAUGGCACCCACUAUGUUGAUGCGACUGGCGAGACCCCAUGGGUCAAGCUGAUCAUCGACAAAUACCACGAGAAGGCCAAGAGCAACGGCGCAAUUGCAAGUAUCCAGAAACUAGCUUCCCUAAUCAUCCCCUCGGUUGGCGUCGAGAGUGCCCCAGCAGACAUGCUGGCCUGGGCUCUGGUCAAGCACGUCCGAGAAGAACUCGCAUGCCAGACAAGGGAGAUUGACUGUUGCAUCAAGGAGAUGAAAUCCUCCGGCCCCAGCGGCGGCACUCUCAACACCGUCCUCAGCAUCUUCGACUGGCUCCCAUCCUCCGAGCUAACAAAAUCAAUGACCCCCUUCGCCCUUGCAGCAUCACCCCCACCAAAGGACAUCCCAAGCGAGUCCAUCAUCAACAAACUCUUCGGCGCACGCUGGAUCCGCGAUCUCGGUACGGUAACCACCUCCCCCUCCGGCAUGGCCGACAUCACCAUCGUCCACCGAAGCAGCACCCUCAUGCCAGAGCUCUACGGCAAACGCUUCUUCUUCCGGCAAUUCCUGCACGUGCGCAACUCCCUCAUCGGCGUCGUCGUGCACAUCGGUUUCCUACUCGGCAUCUCGCUGCUCAUGAUCCCGCCCGUUCGCGCGCUGGUUCGCAAGUUCAUUUUUGCGCCGGGUCAGGGUCCUACCCUGGAGGCGUCGAAGAAUGAUCGUCUUGAGUAUCAUGCUGUGGCGACGGCUGAUCAGGAGGGUCCGGCUCCUAAGCGGGUCUUUGGCAAGUUUACUUAUCAUGGUACUAUGUAUGUUUUGACGGGGUUGUUGCUUGCUGAGGCUGCGAUGACUAUUCUUAAGGAGGAGGAGAAGGUGAAGAAGGUAUCGCGUGGUGGUAUUGUGACGUCGGCGACUUUGGGUCAGGACUUUGUUGAUCGUAUUGAAAAUGUGGGAUGUCACAUCGAUACAAAGACUUUCCAGUAUUAG